UAGAUCUGGAGAGGAGGAGGGACAUGUGCUGAGCAGAGCGGCUAUAAGAGCAGCAGCAGCAGCUCAGUCACACAUCACUGGGAGACACAGAAACACACACAGCGCAGCCAUGAGUGAGAGACAAGCUUCUGGAGCAAUGACUGGGAAAAGCAAACCAUCUGCUGGCCAAGGGCUUCAAGGUCAACAAAAGGUUCCAUCUAAACAUGAGAAGAACAAGAACAACCUCCCACAGGACUUUGACAUCGACAUGGACAACCCGGAGACGGAGAAGGCCGCCGUGGCCAUCCAGUCACAGUUCAGGAAAUUCCAGAAAAAGAAGCAGGAUGUGAAGUCAUAGAGCGCACACUGUCAGCUGCGUCAUCUCUUGAUGUGGGCCGGAUCUUGCAUGUCAAUCAAAUUGCACCGUCAUGAACUGAAAAGGAAAGGUGGGGGUGAGGGUGGGAUUCCUGUAGAUGGAGGUUGGGGUUGGGAUGGUCUGAGGCUAAAUAGUGUCUUUGUGAAAGUCUGUGUGUAAAUACUAAGUUAUCAUGACUAUUAUUUACAAAACAAUCAUUCUAAAUGUGUAUUUAAAUAUUUCCUAUAAUUGAGCUAUUUCUGUUUUUUAACUUCAUUGACAAUUCACAGUCUGAGCAAGGCGUCGUAAUCAAAAGAUCUUUCAGCUCUACUGGAGCUCUGUUAAUGUCAUUUCAAAACAACAACAUGCAGUGGCCAGUGCUUUUACGCCGCACAACUGAUGCUUUUCAGUCGGAUCUGUCCAUCUGUGGACAUGAACCUCUGAGUUGUGUCUUUGUACAGGCUGUGGAUGCUGUGCUCUUGAUUUGAAUCCAGUUGUGUUUUAUUCCUUGUUCGUUUUUUCCAAUGUGAUUUAAACAAUGUCAUUGUUCUGUUGACUAACACAUGUAAACUGUGCACACACACUUAUGCAUGCAAGCUUGCACACACACAUACAGAGAAAUAAAUAAAGACAUUGGAGUGCAAUUUAUUUUCCCUUUUACCAAAUUCUUCUGGUUAGCCGAUGUGACUGCAACGAGUGCUCGUGUCCAUUAAAUGCAGUAGAACGUAUUAAAAUGGAUUUAUUACCAUC
This is a messenger RNA of Cottoperca gobio, 1084 nucleotides long. RefSeq names its product Purkinje cell protein 4a (gene pcp4a). Bases 110 to 337 code for a protein of 75 amino acids. Gene Ontology annotation, cellular component: cytoplasm. Gene Ontology annotation, molecular function: calmodulin binding; calcium ion binding. The record is from RefSeq and is a predicted model, not a curated record. The transcript is spliced from 4 exons. NCBI's taxonomy places the organism in Eukaryota, Metazoa, Chordata, Actinopteri, Perciformes, Bovichtidae.